AUGGAAAUGAUAGAUGCUUUGAGUGCAGUGAUAAACUAUUUGAGUAGUUUAGCGUAUCUAUCAACUUAGGAAUAUUUUUGUGCAUAAGACAUAGUACUUAGCAUAUAUAGUAUGGAAGAAAAAUUAGUUACAUCAAAGAAUACAAUUGCAAUUCAUGGUAGAUAUUUUAAGGAAGAUCAAAAUUUAGAUUUCAUUAAACAAGGAGGAAACCUGCAAUUUAAAAAAUAUUUGUGUCUAAAAGGAGUUAAAAAGUUUAUAUUUAAUAAAAAAUUUUACUCCUCUGAAAUAGUUAAUCGCUAUAGAUACUUAUUAGAAUAAAAGGCAUUGAAAGUAAUAAGUGUUGAAGAUUUAAAUGAAAUAUAAGGCGAUAAAUAGGAAGAGUAAAUUGAAGAGACUAAAGUUGAUCUAGAAAAAAGUGAAUAUGUCUAACAUAGCUUCUAAGAAUCUGAAGAAUAGUCUGAAAUUUAAUCUGUAUCUGAUCAAGACAAUAUAAUUAAUCAACUUAAUGAGUUUUAAAUAAGUAAUAAUGCUAAAUAAAAUGCUUCUAUAUAUAAUAUUAAUGAUUUAGAUAGUAAAAAUAGUAAUGAUUUAAAUAAAGGUCUUUAUGAGAAGAAUUCUUCUAAUAUAUAUGAAGAUAAAAUGGUAGAUGAUAAUUGUAUUACAUUAAAAAGUAUAAAAGAGGAAUAAGUUUUGCAAUCUUAAAAAAUAAGUGAAGAUUAAAUGAAAUAAGAAGUGUAAGAAUAAUAAUUACAUAAUAUUAGUGAAAAAAACAUUUAGUUAAAUUCUAAAAAUAAUACAACUCUAGUUAAAGAUUAAGAUUAAGAAAAAAAAAAUGUGCAAUUACUAUUUAAUAGCAGUUAAGAUAACAAAUAAUAAGAUUUAAAGCCUUUUUAAUCUGUAAAUUCUUUAUCAUCUUCAUCAACUUCCUCUUCUUCUACAAAAUUUGUUAAUACAUUAUCAAAGAGUAACACUGAAGAUAAAUAAAAACUAUCUAAAAAAGAAUAAAUUUUUGGUUUUUUCUCUAAAGCAAAGGAGAAAUACUAAGAGGCAAAAGUUUCACUGAAAGAAAGUGCAAAGAGCUUGAUCUAUGAUAUAAAUUAAAAGGUACAUGAUCCUGACACAUAAAUUAAAAUCCAAAUGAUAAAAGAAGACGUAAGAACUAAAACUAUGGAAGCUUAAGAAAUAAUUGAAGAGCAAGCUACUCAUUUUAAAGAUUAUGCAACAACCACAUUAGAAUCCUUUAAAAAUAAAAUCAAAGAUAAAAUAAAAGAGAAAAAAAUUGAUAAGGAAAUUGUUGAUAUGAAAUAAUAAAUAAGAGAAAAGUAUUUAGAAUUUGAAGUAUACACAGAAAAUUUAGCAAGUAAAAAGAUAAAAUAGAUAAAAAAUUACUUGCACACAGAAAAUAUAGAAAAUGAGCCUUUUGAAACAAUUGAAUCAGAUGGCAGAGAAUUAGAUAAAUCUUCAUAAAAUUUAGAUAAAUAAAACACUUAAUAAAAAAAUACUCUAGUUAAUAGUUUAUAAGAUAUUUAAACAAGUAAUUUAUAAGAAGAAUAAAAAAUUUCUAUAAAUUAGAUAAGUUAAAAUGAAAAUGAUUACUUAUAAGAUAAAUAUAAAAAAAAUAUUAAUAAAUAGUUUAAUUAAAAUGAUAAAAAAACAAAUGUAAAACAAAUGAACAUAUCUCCUAAAAGAGUUUUAUUUAUAGAUGAAUAGCAUUCAUAUGAUCUUUAACAAAUAUAAGAAGAUGAUUCUAUAUUUUAGCCUUAAGAAUAGAAUCUACCUCAAUAUGAAGAAGCAGAUAAUGAUGAAGAAGAAAAAAAUGAUAAAGAAGAAAUAUUGGUUUCUAAUUAUGUGUAAAAAAAUAACAUAAAACUGAACCUAGUAUAAGAUUAAAAAGACUUAUUUAAUUAACAUUUAUAUCAUAAUUAGUUUAAAUGCAAUUAGGAUAAAGUUUUAUUUUUAGACGAAUGUUCCUAAGAAAAUAGUAAUAACAAUAAAGCUCAUAUACAAGAUGACGAAAGUAUUUUUGAUAGUUUUAAGAAUUAAAAUAUAUGA
Tetrahymena thermophila SB210 is the source of this 2052-nucleotide messenger RNA. RefSeq names its product peroxidase family protein. The transcript has 8 exons. Lineage: Eukaryota; Ciliophora; Oligohymenophorea; Hymenostomatida; Tetrahymenidae. The record is from RefSeq and is a predicted model, not a curated record.